AUGGAUUGUGGUAAGAUACCACGAACGCUUUGGGAGCAUGAUUCUCCAACGGACACCGAAAUGUAUGCUUUCAUGAAAAGUAUUAAUAGCAAUUUUGAGUCAUUUCAAGACCUCUACAACUAUUCGGUUCAAAACCGGCCCGCUUUCUACGAUCAGCUCUUUCGGUGGGCCAACCUUAUCCACGAAGGUUCCUACGAUACCGUCAUUGACGAACACGCUCCGAUUGACUCUAUACCUGUCUGGUUCCGUGGAGUGCGCCUUAAUUGGGCGGAAAACAUACUCUUUUCUCGAGACAUUUCCGAUCCGAGGGAUCACCGGGGGACCCGAACAAAAUCCAAUGACAAGACUGCUGUAACGGAAAUCCGUGAGGGAACCACUGAGAUCAGACACGUGUCGUGGGCCCAGUUGCGCCAUAAUGCUGGCCGUCUAGCAGCCGCCCUCAAGGCUCGCGGUCUCCGUCAGGCAGAUCGUGUUAUAGUCAUCGGCGCCAACUCUCGAGAGACCUUGCUGGUCUUUCUGGCGACGACAUGGCUAGGGGGUAUAUUCAGCAGCAUUUCAACUGACAUGGGUACGAACGGCAUUUGGCAAAGGGCUAGCCAAGUCAACCCGAAGUUUAUCUUCUUUGAUGACGCCGCGGUCUACAACGGCAAAACCGUUGAUCUACGCCCAAAAGUCAAAGCCUUAUUGACCCGGCUGAGAACAUGCACGAAUCUAUGUGCGGCGAUUGUCACUCCGCGCUUUGAUGAACCCAAGGAUAUUUCUUCCAUACCGGGGGCAGAGACACUUCCGGAUUUUCUUAACUCUACUACCACAGCUGCCAUGCCAUCUUUUGUUCGUAUUCCCUUCCACGACCCUUUUCUGAUCUGCUAUUCUUCCGGUACCACAGGGAAUCCCAAAGCUAUCGUACAUAGUGUUGGCGGAGUGCUCCUGAACUUGCUAAAGGAAGGGCGCCUCCACCAGUCCACAUCGGCCGAUUCGGUUACGUUGCAGUACACCACCACCAGUUGGAUUAUCCCCCGAUGGAUGUUGGAGAUGGCCAAGAAUAAUAUCAGUCCACGAGAAAGAGUCGAUCUCAGUGCCCUGAAGGUAGUCACCAGUACAGGGAUGGCGCUAACUGAUGAGAUGUUCGAGUGGUUUUACGACCUCGGUUUCCCACGGCAUACGCAUUUGAUCAACAUGUCUGGAGGAACAGACAUUGCGGGGUGUUUUGGUGUGGGAAAUCCACUCACUCCUGUCUAUGUAGGAGGUACACAAGGGCCAUCUUUGGGAGUGCCUAUUGCUGUUUUUGACUCCCAAUGCGAAGAUACCGUUGGGGUCCCUGUGCCGCCUGGCGUCGCUGGAGAGCUCGUCGUUACUGCUGCCUUUCCCAAUAUGCCUUGUUUCUUCUGGGGUGACGCUCCUCCGUCCGGCGCCGCCACAGCAGGGUCAAAAUACCAUUCAUCUUACUUUAAUAGGUUCGAACAUGUGUGGACACAUGGAGACUUUUGCAUUAUUCACCCCACGACAUCCAAUAUCCAUUUUCUGGGCCGUUCGGAUGGCGUCCUCAACCCGUCAGGGAUUAGAUUUGGAAGCUCCGAGAUUUACGCAGUCAUUGAAGCCUACUUCUCUAACCAAGUCGCCGACAGUCUAUGUGUUGGACAGAGAAGAUCUGGAGAUGAUGACGAAAGAGUCUUGCUGUUUCUACUCAUGAGGAAAGGCCAAACUCUCACUCGAGACCUAACGAAACACAUUCAAUCCACCAUCGCGAAAGCACUCAGCAAGAGGCAUACCCCAAAAUAUAUCUUCGAGACUCCAGAAAUACCGGCAAGUUGA
This is a messenger RNA of Aspergillus calidoustus, 1812 nucleotides long. Lineage: Eukaryota; Fungi; Ascomycota; Eurotiomycetes; Eurotiales; Aspergillaceae. The record is from the annotation of a GenBank genome assembly.